GGAGAACGCGGUAGAAGAACUAUGCCAAAUAAAUUAAAAUACUUCGUUUUAACCGGCGAUCCGGGAGUUGGAAAAACAUCACUUACGAAAAAGCUAUGUGAAGCAAUUCAAAAGUUGGGUAUACAAGCGUCGGGUUUUUACACAGAAGAGGUUAGAAAAGACAGAAUUCGUAUGGGAUUUGAUGUAGUGACGUUGGAGGGAGAACGAGGUCGGCUGGCGAGAGACCAGAGCUUAUUGACAGAGCCAGUGAAGUACAAUGUUGGGAAAUAUGGAGUGCUGGUGCCCGAGUUUGAAAGUAUCGCCCUGUAUAGUAUGAGGAAGGUAUCCCCGCCAUCGCUUCUAGUAAUAGACGAGAUAGGUAAAAUGGAGUUUUUCAGCGCGCCGUUCAAAUCCAAAGUGAAGGAAGUUUUCAGCCCAGGCUCGGACUGCUUUGUUUUGGCCACUAUCCCUAUUUGGAAGGGAGACCCGCUCAUCGAGUCUAUAAGGAGUAAUAAGGACGGGAAAGUUUGGGUGGUGACAAGGGAAAACCGGAACCACAUUCACGAUGAAAUAUUAAAGGAAAUGAAAUUAUCACUAGAGAUUCCAUAAUUAAAAGUCACGAUAAAAGUGCUUUAUGAUUAU
Molecule: messenger RNA, 621 nt
Organism: Cydia amplana
Lineage: Eukaryota; Metazoa; Arthropoda; Insecta; Lepidoptera; Tortricidae
Product: cancer-related nucleoside-triphosphatase homolog
Exons: 4
Coding region: 22-588 (188 amino acids)
Molecular function (GO): ribonucleoside triphosphate phosphatase activity
Source: RefSeq, a predicted model, not a curated record